Messenger RNA from Nothoprocta perdicaria, 2111 nucleotides. It is a transcript of the gene CDKN2C, whose product is annotated as cyclin dependent kinase inhibitor 2C. The transcript is spliced from 2 exons. Gene Ontology annotation, molecular function: protein kinase binding; cyclin-dependent protein serine/threonine kinase inhibitor activity. Gene Ontology annotation, cellular component: nucleus. The record is from RefSeq and is a predicted model, not a curated record. Gene Ontology annotation, biological process: negative regulation of cell population proliferation; regulation of cyclin-dependent protein serine/threonine kinase activity. Bases 422 to 916 code for a protein of 164 amino acids. NCBI's taxonomy places the organism in Eukaryota, Metazoa, Chordata, Aves, Tinamiformes, Tinamidae.
CCGGACGAGGCUUCUCCGCGGAGCCGCCGAGCGCCGCGUCCCGCCUGCGAACAGCGCGGCUCGCUCUCUGCUGCGGGGACCUCAGGUCGGAACUCGGGCUCCAGGGUACGUGUAUAUAUGUUACACACAACAUAUAGAUCUCGUAGCUUUUAACGUGCUCGCCCUCGCAAGCGGCGAAAGGCUUUAAUGUGAGUUACUCUCUAUGUGGAAGCGAAGAAACCUUCUUUCAAGCGGAGCUGCAGUUUUGCUGAAUAAUCACGUGUGAGUUAGGGGCGGGCUCUUGGCAAAGAGUUUUUUUACGAGUAUUUACUACAAGGUCUACUCCAGAAGAUUAACCAUCCCAAUCCUUCUGUCAGUCUCCGAUGCCAUGCCUGGUUAAAAAAAAAUCUCCUCUUUUUCCGAUCGUCAGCCACCCUAAAGAAUGGCCGAGCCUUCUGGGAACGAGCUGGCGUCCGCGGCUGCCAAGGGGGACCUAGUGCAACUCACUAAUUUGUUGCAAAAGAAUGUAAACGUCAAUGCCCAAAAUGGAUUUGGGAGGACUGCGCUGCAGGUCAUGAAGUUGGGCAACCCCGAGAUCGCGCGCAGGCUGCUCAGCAGCGGCGCCGACCCCGACCUCAAGGACAGAACGGGCUUCGCCGUGAUACACGACGUGGCCCGCGCGGGCUUCCUGGACACUUUGCAGACUCUGCUGGAGUUUGAGGCCGACGUGAACAUCGAGGACGCCGAGGGCAACCUGCCGCUGCACCUGGCGGCGCAGGAGGGCCACGCGGCCGUCGUGGAGUUCCUGCUGCGGCGCACGGCGAGCCGCGUGGGCCACCAGAACAAGCGCGGCGCCACCGCCUGCGACCUGGCCCGGCUCUACAAGCGCACGGCCGUGCUGAGGCUGCUCGAGGCGCCGCCCGCGCCGCAGCCCUGACCGCCGCCUCCCCGGGAUCAGCAUCCGUCAUAAGAGUUUGGGCUUUUUUAUUUUUCCCCCUUUUUUUCCCCGCAUUUUUUUUCUCUCCUUCCUGAAGGUGGGUUCGCAGCCGAGGUGCCCGCGCCCGGCGCUGAGGGACUGAGCCGCGCGCCGCGCUGCCUCGGGCGGCGAGCUCCGCGCGCCCCGCUUUGUGUCGCUGCUUUUACCUUUGGAGACGCCAGAGUAGCUCGCUGUGACACCUUCCCCCCCUCCCGCUUCCCCCACGCCUUACUUUUUUAAAAAAGGAUGUCUUGUUUGGGGUGAAACAGCUCCAAACUGUUAAGGGCUGUUAAGGGGCUACCUGCAAAGCGGGCAGGGCAGAGAGCGGGACGCGGCUUGGCCCAAAGGGAGCGGGUGUCGCGCCGAAGCGUUGGGAAACAGCUGCGUUUUGACACUAACAGGAGCUUGUAGAAGUAGGUCACUCGCUUUCUAAAUGUAGAUUGCACUUUUCCCCUUUGUGUAUUUAAACUUUCACCGAACGACUUUUGAAUUUAGUUACCAGCGGCAGUAUAAGUGGUCUCUGUGAUUGCCAGAGGUUUUGAAGGGCUCGCUUGAGCAGCCGGUGUUCGCCGUGCGCUGCACGACGCGUUCCCCGCUUCAGAGCAAGCAGCAGAUCCCCGUGCUCAGAGGAAGGACUAUGAGGAGGCUGCAAAGCAUCAUUUUUUUUCUGGCCGUUUCUUAAGCUGAGAGCAGUUUGAAGGCAGCCUAAGAAAUACUCGCUUUUCACCAACUGCUCUGCUUUGUUUUCGUGUUGGAAAUAAACCAUUAUAAUGAUAGAUGCAUCUCGCAGAAUAUGAGCAUUUGAAGACAGUGAAAUUCAGGAAGCAACACGUCUGAUAUUCCUGAACUUGUAUCACAGCUUGCAGCUAAAAUACAAAUUAACCCUUGAAUAUUUUCUGCUACGGUGCAGUUGAUAGCAUGUCCAAGCCCAAAACUCGUUGAUCUCGAUGGGAGUUAACGAUGCUCAGCACCUUAUCGGAAUGAGUUCAAUACAAAACCCUUCAACGUUUGUGUAGCUCCCACUUGUUCGACAUAUGAGCAGUUUAAAGUGCUUUCCUUUGAAUAGUUUAGGUUUUAAUCGCACAAAACAGACGAUAUUAAAUCUGGGUAAAAUUAAUAGAUAGGUACAAAAUAGCACUUAAAAGAAAUAAGAUAA